CUGUAAUUAUCCUCUCCCUCUUAAAAUACAGGUCUUUCCCUCUCACACAGAGACUCUGCCGCUUUGCUUCAUCCAGAUAAGAGAAGAGAGGGGAGAGAGAGGUGAGAGGGGAUUCAGGGAAUUCCGUUCCGGUGGCUCCGGCAGUGCGCCGCCGCUUCAUAUCCUUUAUGGGUUUGGUUAAUUAAGAGGGCGAUUUGAAAGAAAUUAAGCAUCUACUGCUGUACAUGUACAUCUUGCUUAAAAUAAUUCCCAUUUCUGAUAUCUUCGAAUUCCGUAUCAUUUUCGUACAUCGCAGCGCUCAGCCCCACCCCUCUGUCAAACUGUGGCGGACGACAGACGAACCCUAGCGGUCGUCUUUUCCUCCUCCACUUCUACUUGGUUGUUGGGUGCUUUGAAUUUCAAAUCGAAAAGGAAGACGAGGAGGAGAGGGGCCUUCUCUGCGAGGAAGAUGCUUUGGGUGAUGAAAUUUUCCUGGUUCGUCUCUGCUGCAAUGGCGAUGAUUGUUCUAUCCCCGUCGCUGCAAUCCUUUCCUCCGGCCGAAGCCAUUAGGUCCUCUACCCUCGAUUCCUACCUCCGAUUUCAAGGACAGAUUGCCGGCGGCGGUGCACUUGACCGAUUCUCUUUUCGGAAAGCGCCUUUGUUUCGUAAUGCCGGUGGAUGCAAAUCCGUGUUGGGGGAAACCUAUGUUUGCGAUCCGUCUCUAGUUCACGUCGCCAUUACUCUGGACACGGAGUAUCUCAGAGGUUCAAUCGCGGCGGUGCAUUCGAUUCUACAGCAUUCAAGGUGUCCGGAGAGUGUGUUCUUCCACUUCAUGGUCUCGGAGACCAACCUGGAGAGCCUCGUGAGAUCCACUUUUCCUCAGUUGAAGUUCAAGGUGUAUUACUUCGACCCCGAGAGAGUCCGGAGCCUCAUCUCCACUUCCGUCCGGCAAGCGCUGGAGGUUCCUCUCAACUAUGCCCGGAACUACUUGGCCGACAUGCUCGAGCCGUGUGUACGCAGAGUCAUCUACUUAGAUUCUGAUUUGGUUGUCGUUGACGAUAUCUCAAAGCUAUGGAGUACAAAUUUGGAGGAGAAGACUAUCGGAGCUCCAGAGUACUGCCACGCCAAUUUCACCAAGUACUUCACCUCCAAUUUCUGGUCUGACCGGAAAUUGUACGGUACAUUCGCCGGACGGGACCCUUGCUACUUCAACACCGGCGUUAUGGUCAUAGAUCUGGCGAAAUGGAGGCGGAUAGGGUACACGAAGCAUAUAGAGAGGUGGAUGGAGAUCCAGAAGACGAUCAGGAUCUACGAAUUAGGGUCUCUACCGCCGUUCCUGUUAGUGUUUGCCGGAGAUGUGGCCGCAAUUGAUCACAGGUGGAACCAGCACGGUUUGGGCGGCGAUAACGUGAGGGGAAGCUGCCGGAACCUCCACCCAGGUCCGGUGAGUCUCCUCCACUGGAGCGGCAGUGGGAAGCCGUGGCUGAGACUGGAUUCGAGGAAGCCAUGCCCGCUGGACUCUUUAUGGGCACCUUACGACCUUUAUGGACAUUCAACCUGAACUGUUCAUUGUUCAUCCCUUUGUCUCGCCGGUAAAUUCAUGUCCACUCUAAUUUUGGCUUCUUUUUUUUGGAUUUCACGGAUCGCCCACGUCGUAAUUUCUCCAUUUAAUUUUUUUGUCAGAGUUUUUUAUAAAAAAAUUCCGAAUUUCUUUUCUUCUUUCCUUGGAAAUUUAUUUUGUCAUGGAUCAACAUAUAGCGCCAUUAUUAUCACAUGUUGUGUUCAUCAGAGGACAUUUGUAUUCUAUUCGCUGCUCUGAUCUCUGAAAUAAAAAAGUGGAAUUCAUUUCAUUUUAUUUUUUUUAUCAUAUUGUGAGUUUGUGUUAGAGCCAUUGCUAAUAUGGCUGUCCACAAUGAUUGGCAUAAUUAUAACUGCUCAAGUAUAAUUAACGGCAUAAUGAAAAUGGAUAACAGCGAAACUCUAAGGCUCCGUUUGGAUUAGUGAAAAGCCUGGACGGCUAGAGAAAAUGUAUAGUGGUUGUUAAUAUGAUAAAAAUGAGGUGUUUAGAAAAUGACGUUCUAAACAAAAAAUGACGGUUUGACCCAUUUUAGCAUUUUCAAUAAGUGAAAAUGUUGUUUGCUAAGGAUGUUUUUACUUGGACGGUAAUUCGUCCCAGACCAAACCAGACUUGGAUAAUUAUAAAAAUAAAAAGAAACUAGACCAGUUCAGACCAAACCAGAUCAGACCAGACCAGCAAAUUACAGUCUAAGUAAAAACAUCCUAAAUAGUUGUUUGUUUAUACUGUUUUUGAAUGAC
Molecule: messenger RNA, 2295 nt
Organism: Cuscuta europaea
Lineage: Eukaryota; Viridiplantae; Streptophyta; Magnoliopsida; Solanales; Convolvulaceae
Source: the annotation of a GenBank genome assembly